AUGGAUAAAUCGGUUAAAAUUAAUGAAAAGGGAACAGGAAUUACAGAAUAAAUUUAGAAUGAAAUAGUCACAAUUGUUAAAAAUGCAAUUUAAGUGCAUAAGCAAUUUUUGGGAGAGGUCUGCAAUCAAAUUGCUAAUGUUUUGUGUCAAAAAUAUGGAGGAUGGUGGUGUUGCUUUGUAACAGACAAAGACGCCAAUUACGGAUCAAGAUUAUUUAACUUUGAUCAUAUGUAUUUAGAUGCAACAAUAGAGUAAAAACGAUUUACAAUUUUCAAAUCAGCAAAAUGA
Messenger RNA from Paramecium primaurelia, 288 nucleotides. Lineage: Eukaryota; Ciliophora; Oligohymenophorea; Peniculida; Parameciidae. The record is from the annotation of a GenBank genome assembly.